AUGGGUCGUGUCAUCCGCAAUCAGAGGAAAGGUCGUGGAUCUAUAUUCACGGCCAAUACUCGCCUGAACAAAGCGCCGGCACAAUUUAGAACCUACGACUUUGCAGAAAGACAUGGCUACAUACGUGGGGUCGUAAAGGACGUCAUCCACGACCCUGGCCGCGGGGCCCCUCUGGCUAAAGUUCAAUUUCGCGACCCUUAUCGAUUCAAGCUCCACACAGAGACAUUUAUUGCAAAUGAGGGCAUGUACACAGGGCAAUUCAUCUACGCCGGCAAGAAGGCGGCUCUCACAAUUGGGAACGUCCUACCUCUCGGCUCAGUACCAGAAGGUACAGUCGUGACGAACGUCGAGGAGAAGAGCGGAGAUCGAGGCGCCUUGGGCAGAACCUCGGGCAACUACGUUACAGUCAUAGGCCAUAACCCGGAUGAAGGAAAGACAAGAGUAAAGCUGCCAAGUGGGGCGAAAAAGGUCAUCCACAGCAAUGCACGGGGGAUGAUUGGGAUCGUCGCGGGAGGUGGGAGGACUGACAAGCCACUCCUAAAGGCGUCAAGAGCCAAGCAUAAGUUCGCUGUGAAGAGAAACUCGUGGCCCAAAACUCGUGGUGUUGCCAUGAAUCCAGUCGACCAUCCUCACGGUGGUGGUAAUCACCAACAUAUCGGCAAAGCUUCAACGAUUUCACGGUACGCUGCAUCAGGUCAAAAGGCUGGUCUUAUCGCAGCUCGGAGAACGGGUCUUCUGCGCGGUACCCAGAAGACGAAGGAUUAG
Molecule: messenger RNA, 765 nt
Organism: Bacidia gigantensis
Lineage: Eukaryota; Fungi; Ascomycota; Lecanoromycetes; Lecanorales; Ramalinaceae
Gene: RPL2
Product: 60S ribosomal protein L2
Exons: 4
Coding region: 1-765 (254 amino acids)
Biological process (GO): cytoplasmic translation
Cellular component (GO): ribosome; cytosolic large ribosomal subunit
Molecular function (GO): RNA binding; structural constituent of ribosome
Source: RefSeq, a predicted model, not a curated record